Messenger RNA from Thlaspi arvense, 867 nucleotides. The record is from the annotation of a GenBank genome assembly. Lineage: Eukaryota; Viridiplantae; Streptophyta; Magnoliopsida; Brassicales; Brassicaceae.
AUGAUAAUCUCUUGCUCCGGCCUUCUCUUACUGUACGUCGAUGGCCUCUUCGUCGUGAAUCCCCUCACAAGGAGGUUUCAAUUCAUGGACCACUAUGGCUCAAAGCUUAUCCCUGAGGUCGUUGGCGGCGAUGGCGAGUGUUGGAAAGAUGGCACUUACCCCAAGAGCAACUUUUCUUGUACGCAGAGAGCUAUGUGCAUCGGUUUCACAGUAGAUCGAGUUCGAGCCGCCAAAAGAUUCAAGAUCAGACGCAGACCACGUACGGAUUCGAGAUCGGCGACGGAGAUUCCUAGAGGGUAUCCGAAACGACCAUCACCAGAGACUCAGAAAGAGAGCAUCUCGUGGAGCGGUAAGCUGACUUUCAACCCCGAGACAGAAGAAGCACGCCUUGUUCCUUGCACAUUCAGUGGAAAACCGGAUUCGAAACUGUUCCUCGCGUCCGAUGACAAGACCAAUCGCCUGACCUUGAUAUCGGGGACAAGAGAACAGAUCUCAUUUUACACACUCGAUCCUCACGAGUGGUCCCUCGCCAAACGUAUCGAGAACGUAUAUAUGGAAAAGUGUGAGCUUCUACGCUGGCAUGUGGUUGCGUUCGAUGGCAAGCGUCUGGUGGUGAGCGAGAAAGAGAGUCGUAACUUCAACGGUGUGAUUCAUGUGUACGACAUGGAAGCCAACAGCUGGGGACUUUUGGGGACAACCUAUUCUUUCUACUUACCCGGAAGCGACAUAGACUUCUUCAAGUUUACACCAUCUUUCUCCUUUCUCGAGGAUGAUGAUGAGCGCAAGAACAAGGACGCAGUAGCUUCCGAUGUCCCACGCAUCUCCUAUCUAACUGCGGUUAUGGGACUCGUUGAUAUAACCCUAUAA